This is a messenger RNA of Capsella rubella, 972 nucleotides long. RefSeq names its product galactinol synthase 7. Bases 1 to 972 code for a protein of 323 amino acids. Lineage: Eukaryota; Viridiplantae; Streptophyta; Magnoliopsida; Brassicales; Brassicaceae. The record is from RefSeq and is a predicted model, not a curated record. Gene Ontology annotation, molecular function: glycosyltransferase activity. The transcript is spliced from 4 exons.
AUGUCCCCGCAAACUCCUUUGGACUUGAGCCAUGCAUCCGAGAAGGCUCAUAAGGAGAGAGCCUACGUGACGUUUUUGGCAGGAAAUGGAGACUACGUGAAGGGAGUGGUAGGAUUAGCAAAAGGUUUGCGUAAGGUUAAAAGUGCUUAUCCUCUUGUUGUUGCUAUGUUGCCUGAUGUGCCUGAGGAACAUAGAGAGAUCUUGAGGUCUCAAGGCUGCGUCGUACGUGAGAUCGAGCCUGUUCACCCUCCGGAUAGCGAGGAUGCAUACGCAAGGGCUUAUUACAUAAUUAACUACUCCAAGCUACGAAUAUGGAACUUUGAAGAGUACGACAAGAUGAUCUACUUGGAUGCAGAUAUUCAAGUCUUUGACAAUGUUGAUGACCUCUUUGAUAUGGAAGAUGGCUAUUUGCACGGUGUGUUGAGUUGUUUCUGUGAGACAAUAUGGAGUUACACUCCACUCUACUCGAUCGGGUACUGUCAAUAUUGUCCAGAGAAGGUCAUGUGGCCGACCGAGAUGAAAUCUGCUCCUCCUCCUCCUCCAUACUUCAAUGCUGGUAUGUUUGUGUUUGAGCCUAAUCCUUUGACAUAUGAGCGUCUCCUUCAGACCCUCAAGGUUACUCCACCUACACCCUUUGCCGAGCAAGAUUUUCUCAAUAUGUUCUUUGAGAAAGUAUUUAAACCAGUCCCUCCGGUUUACAACUUGAUUUUGUCUGUGCUUUGGCGCCAUCCGGGGAAGGUUGACCUGGAGAGAGUCAAAGUUGUUCACUACUGUCCACCUGGAUCCAAACCAUGGAGGUACACAGGAGAAGAGCCUAACAUGGACAGAGAAGACGUUAAAAUGUUAAUUAAGAAAUGGUGGGAUGUUUAUAACGACGAGUCUCUUGAUUUCAAACCUAAAAGCCCUGCAAAUUUGGAAGCAAACGUUUCAAAAUCAACAAUUCUAGCUUCCGUAACACAAGCAGCACUUUGA